This is a messenger RNA of Carassius carassius (crucian carp), 3431 nucleotides long. Its product is annotated as zinc finger protein 513. The transcript has 4 exons. NCBI's taxonomy places the organism in Eukaryota, Metazoa, Chordata, Actinopteri, Cypriniformes, Cyprinidae. Bases 595 to 2244 code for a protein of 549 amino acids. The record is from RefSeq and is a predicted model, not a curated record.
GCAAUGAAACUUGUACACUUUCACUUCUUCAACACUUGGAGACACUUUACAGCGAAAAAAAUCCACAUGGACGAAUAAUUCCUCAUGGAGAGACGCUGAUAUUCCCGCUGCUGGCUGUCCAGUGGUUAUGAACCCUUGACUUUUAUUGUAUCUUCUCUUUUUGGGCUAACUUAGCUGCAUGCUAACUUACUCUGAGACUGAUAUCAAGAUAAACACAAAUUACAUCCUAAAUACCUUAUCAUUGAUGUGGAUUAAUAACAGACUAAUUUUAAUGUAAAAGUCAUGUAGUCGUCGCAUAUGACGGCAUUUCUACAGUUUUGUCGAUGAAUUAUGUAUACAGUUUAGUAUUAGCUCACGCUAACCGAAAAAAUAAUAAUAAUAACGGGAAUUUCAUUUUAUUUUUUUGGGACAUUUGGAUAUGAUUUUUUUUGGAGAUACACAGUGUUAAACAUGUUUAAUUCGGGGUUUAUGAGUGAUUUGAGGAACUCUUUGUUCGGGAGAGGAAGAUCAAAAUGAGGAAGAUGAUGAUGGUGAUGAAGAUCAGCUCAACAGGGAACUGCUGAUUAUAAACAGACACAUUCAGAAACAAAAAACAUGCCUCGAAGAAAACAGUCGAACCCACAGCCUGUCAAAUUGGGAGCUGAAGAUGGGCCGGCAGUCGGGAAUCAGGAAAACCUGGUCCUGGGUAGUGACUUCCUCCUCGGACAGGAGCUGGGCUUUGGAGAAAAUGACUACAGGAUCGUGGGUUUUGAGAGGGACUCGGACUCGGUCACAGCAGACAUGGGAAUGCCGGUGUAUGGCUUCAGCGAUGAGGACUGUUCCAGCUACAACCGUCUUGGCAUGGAGAGCGACUUCGAGGACCCUCGAGACACGGAGAGCGAGCGGGAGGAGAUCGGACCAGACGCUGCGUUCGCUCCGUACCUCUCGUGCAGGCAGUGCGGCCAGCUGCUGAGCGACCCCUUGAUCGACACGCUGGACCUCGCCGGCCUCUACUGCCUCCAGUGUGGAGCCGAGGGUGGAGAUGCAGACCGACAGGACCAUGCGCUAGAGGAGGCCCACCCCACAGACACCACGCAGGGGAAGGCAAACCGAGGCAGAUCCACGUCUGAUGGAAGCUCUUGUAAAACGUACUCCUGCAAACUGUGCACCUUCAGCUCGCGUUACUCCAAUCACUUGAAGCGGCACAUGAAAACGCACAACGGCGAGAAGCCGUAUCGCUGCCAGCACUGUGCAUACGCCUCUGCCCAGCUGGUCAACCUGCAACGGCAUGAGCGCACGCACACCGGCGAGAAGCCGUACAAAUGCGAGUUCUGCACAUUUGCGUGCAACUCUCUGGGAAACCUGAAGAGGCACCAGCGCAUGCACACGCAGGAGAAAGACCUCGACUGCAGCCAGUGCGACUUCAGAGCCAACAACAGCCACUCCUUAAAGAAACACAUGAUGAGCCACGAGGAGGACAAAUCAACAGCCUUCACGGAAGAGUCUGUGGUGUCUGACCUGACUCUGCACAUCAGCAGCGCCCCCGACUUCCUCCAAAGCUACGACACCCUACAAACGGACCGCCAUCCUCCCGCUCUGCUGCACGCCGAGGGUUUGGCCAAAGAGUCGGACCCUCUUCCCGAGCUGCUGUUCCCCUUCACGUGCCGGGUGUGUGGAGCGGUGCUGGAGGAUGAGGAGGGUGCCACGGUGCAGAUUUGCAACAAAUGCACACUAGACAUGCUGUCCAAAAGCUCCCCGAGCAGCCCGGAGAAAGGUGACAAGCUGUACCCAUGCACAUCGUGUCCGUUCAUCACUCAGUACCCCAAUCAUCUCGCCCGCCACAUGAAGACUCACAGCGGUGAGAAGCCCUAUAAGUGUCCGCAGUGCAAUUACGCCUCCGCCCACUAUGACAACCUCAAGCGGCACCACCGCGUGCACACGGGUGAGAAGCCCUACAAAUGCCACAUGUGCGACUACGCUUGUGGAAACCUGGCGAAUCUCAAACGGCACGAGCGCAUCCACUCGGGCUCCAAGCCCUUCCAGUGUAGCGUGUGCAGCUACAGCUGCAACCAGAGCAUGAACCUGAAGCGCCACAUGCUGCGGCACACCGGCGAGAAGCCCUUCAAGUGCCAGGAGUGCGGCUACACCACGGGCCACUGGGACAAUUACAAACGCCACCAGAAGAAGCACGGCCUCUCCGCCGAAGGCUGGCUCAAGAUGCAGCUGCAGGAGAAAGAGGAAGAGGACGAGGAAGGAGAAAUGUAGUGGAAGCUCUCUAUGAUGUCUAACUCCAGUUGCCUUACUAUUAUUAUUAUUAUUGUUGUCAUCAGAGGAAUCCAUGUAGUAACACUGUGUCACGACAGGGCCGGUGUGCUGUUUUAAUUUUGUUUUGUUUCUUUCACUUGAUUGUAUUUUGUCCAACUGUUUACAGCAGCUGAUUUCAAUCUCAGAAUCACAGGUUUGCAAUUUAAGAUCGACGUUUUGAACUGAAAGAGCACAUUUAUGCACCACUGGGUGAAUCUCACAGAAAUCUAAUGCCAUAUUUCAGCCUAAAAAAAAAAACAUGAUAUUAUAUUUUUGCAUGGAAAAAAUGAGUCAUGUUUCUUAGGAUACUGAAAAUAUAUAUAUAUUUUUUAUUUUAUGAACCAUGUCUCUUAGGACCAUAAUGAUGAAUAGCUAAAUAAUUUUUUACAUUAACUUUCAGUUCAUUUAUUUUAUUUAUACUUUUUUACUUUUAGGUUUUCAAAAUGAGCCAUGUUUCCUUUUAGUUUUAGUUUGAUUUUUUAAGUUUUAAAAAAUAUACAUUAGAUUAUUUUUUUUAUUCCAUUUUUUUUUUCAAAACACUAAAAUAAACAGCCACAAAUAAUGUACAAAUAAGGAAUUUGUAUACAAUUUUUUAGUGGACAAAAUUCAUAAAAUAGAUUUAAAGUGAGCACAACAAAUGCUACCAUUAUAAUAAUGAGACUGUUUUUAGCUGUCAUAAAAAUUUCACAAUGCAAAAAACAAAUCCUAAAACCAGAAUUAAUUUUCUUUUAUGCAAAAAAUAACUUCUUAAUCUUUUUUUUCUUAUAAAUUUGGAAUGAAUUCUAUUCAUGAUGUGUUUUGUGAGAUUCAUGCAGGCCGAUGCAGCAGCUCAAAUUGUUUCAUGAGGGAUUUGAUGACACUGAAGACGUCUGGCUGCUACUGUAUGUUCACUUAUGCACAAUGACAGUGAUGUUGCCUUGUCUCGGGGAGGUGCUGAUCCUCCUUCCCUUAUUUACUGUAUCUGAAUUUCUUGGUGCCACUGCAAAAUGCUGCACUGAUGCGGGGUCCGUCCCCAGCACACUCGAGGUUUUUCAAGGGGAUUAGAGAGAUACGUAUGAGUGAGUCUCACGAAAACUGUUCAGAAAUGCUAGCAUUAUAUUUCCCCCGAAAUGAUUAUUAAAUAAGGGAAUGUUUUGCAUGAGGAAUAA